Amphiprion ocellaris (clown anemonefish) is the source of this 1020-nucleotide messenger RNA. RefSeq names its product claudin 10a (gene cldn10a). Bases 101 to 799 code for a protein of 232 amino acids. The record is from RefSeq and is a predicted model, not a curated record. Lineage: Eukaryota; Metazoa; Chordata; Actinopteri; Pomacentridae. The transcript has 5 exons. Gene Ontology annotation, biological process: cell adhesion; bicellular tight junction assembly. Gene Ontology annotation, cellular component: bicellular tight junction; plasma membrane. Gene Ontology annotation, molecular function: structural molecule activity.
UGCAGACCUGCCAAUGCUGACGCACCUGUCCUGACCCUCCCACCUCCUGAGGGAAAGAUCUCUCCUCCGUCCCAGUCCAGACCUCCAAGCCUGAAGGAAAAUGGGCAACAUGGCAACAGAGAUCGUAGCGUUCCUCCUGACCAUCUCCGGGUGGAUCCUGGUGUCGUCCACUCUGCCCACAGACUACUGGAAGGUGUCCUCUGUGGACGGGACGGUCAUCACCACGGCCACCUUCUGGUCCAACCUGUGGAAAACAUGUGUGACUGAUUCCACCGGCGUGUCCAACUGCAAGGACUUUCCAUCGAUGCUGGCUCUGGACGCCUACAUCCAGGUGUGUCGGGGGCUGAUGAUUGCUGCCGUCUGUCUGGGUUUCUUCGGCGCUAUCCUCGCCUUAGUAGGAAUGAAAUGCACAAAGAUAGGAGGCUCAGAGACCACCAAGGCCCGUCUGACCGUGCUGUCGGGCUUCCACUUCAUUCUCAGUGGCUUCUGCUGCUUGACUGCCUGCUCCAUAUAUGCUCACAGGAUCACAACAGACUUCUUUGACCCGCUCUUUGUUGCUCAGAAGUUUGAGCUGGGAGCGGCUCUCUUCAUCGGCUGGGCUGGAUCUGUGCUGUGUAUCUUAGGAGGCCUCAUUUUCUGCCUCUCCCUGUCCGAAGGCUUCAGUAUCAGAGCUGCGUACUCUUACAGCGGAGCCACGUCAUUCGUGACGACACGCAACAAGCACAGCAAGCCGACCAACAACCUGCACAAGGAAGCACGAGAGCCGCCGAGGCAGUUUGGAAGAAACGCUUACGUGUGAAACUGGACUCUUAACCUGAACUGAUGGUGGAAUUCAUCAUAAUAGUUCUGAUCUUCAGAAGGACAGCAUUCACAUUAAUGUACUUCAACGCUGUGGCUGGAAAAUCUCCUCUGUGUGACAGUUUACAUGUUGUGUUGAUUUUAGGUGGCUAAAUUCCUCUUUAAAUAUGACUACUGCUGUGGUCCUUUCUGUCAAUAACAAUAAUAAAUAAUAAAAGAUAA